AUGUCUUCGCAAACUUUGGUGAAUACUUUGGGUUUCUUCGGGUGGAAUUCGACGGCCGAGGCGGUGAAAGAUGAAAGAACAAAGGAGGAGAUUUUGAAUAAGCGGAAAAAUACGAUUGGGUUAGUUUAUUAAAUUCAAACUUCCGCGUAUGCACCCAAAGCACGUCAGUGUUUAAAAGCUGGCGCAUUUUUUAAAUACUGUUAUUUUUCCCCUGAUUGAGAAAUUAUUAUAUUUUUGCAGCUCAACAUGUCAAAUCUUCUAUUCAGACAAUCCAUUUAUGGUAUCCCGUGCUUCAAUGCAAUACCUCUAUGAUGAAAACGGCAAACGAUUCUUGGACUGUAUCAGUAAUGUUCAACACGUUGGACAUUGUCAUCCAACAGUCGUCGAAGCAAUCUCAAAACAAUUAGCCACUUCAACUUGUAAUGUUCGAUUUGUCUCUACUCAACUCGCUGAUUGUGCUGAGCAAUUGCUGAAAACAUUGCCUGGCUUGGACACCAUUUUGUUCUGUAACUCUGGGUCUGAGGCCAAUGACUUGGCUUUGCGUUUGGCGAGAGAUUAUACUAAACAUCACGAUGCGAUUGUUAUUGAACAGUGAGUUCGGGGAACGUUUUAUGAUUGAGGAACUCAAAGUGUCACUCAUUAAUCAUACUGCUGGAAAUGUGCCAACUGACAUUUGUUUUUUGAUUUUUGUUCUGACACUGGUCCUGGGAGUUUGACCAAAAAUUGGUCAAUUUUUGGUCAAAAAAAUUUUGAACAAAAAUUGACCAAAAAUGCACCAAAAAAUUUUUCACCAUUUUUUGGUCAAUUUUUCAACUUUUUCCCACCAAUUUUUCACCAUUUUUUGAUCAUUUCCCCAGACUUUUUUCAAAUCAAAAACACAUUUUUUUCACAAAAAUUUAUUGAAAAAGAACAAAAAAGAAACAAAAAUGGUUCUAACUGUUAGGAAUCUGCCUUAUAUUAUGAACUUUAAUUUUCAUUGAAAACAUUUUGAGCUAAUUAGAGAAAAGAGAGCUGGAGGUUUGUGCUCGGAAGAAUGUAAAUUUUGCCCUAAGAAAGUUAAUUUUAGAGCAAUCGCAGACUCCUAGCAGUUUGUGAACCUUAGAAACAAUAAAAAUUACUCAGUUUCGACUAAUCCUUCUGCCUUCUCUGCACCAGCAGAAAAAGCAGUGUCAAAUUGUUCCUUGAUUUGCUCACGUUCGUCUUCUGACAAUUUAUCCGGAUUACCAUAUUGUUCCUCGUCGAUUGAAUUGUUGUUGGCAUCACCUUCUCCUACGGUUGGCAUGAUAGUCAUGGCAUUUGAGAAUACUUGAUCUUCAAGUUAUUGAGUUCCAAAGGGCUUGUCCAUAGUAGAAGUAAGGAUCAAAUGAUUGUUCGCUGUCGUCUCCGAAGAGUUUACCACUGAAAUGCAUAGAAAUAGAAAAUGUAUGAAAAUUUCAAAACUUACGCAAGUUGAGAAGCCAAACUCAAGAGAUCAGCAGUAUAGUUGGACAUGGUUCGAAAACCGAGCGAAACCAGUUUUUGGUUCGCUCACUCAUUUGUUUCGGUUCGCCCAUUUGAAAUGGUUUGGUUUGGUUUUGUCGCUCACUCAUUUGAAAAACCGGUUUUCGCUCAAAUGUCAACUGGUUUUGGGUAUUAGGUAUUGAUGAAUUCGAGGUUUUCGACUAUGGGGGACUCAUGUGAUGGACUUAUUUCACGUAAAAUCAUUCUAAAGGCACACACCGAGCAAAAAAAUUUUGUUCGAAAAUGGGUAUUUAAGGCACGGGGAACAUUUUGGUGAGGUAUACGUCAAAAAUAGACUUUUUUAAAGACACAUGCCAGGCUAUUAUACAUUUUCGAGACACAAAAAACCCAAAAAGAUCAUAACUCGGGCAUUUUUUGAGCUUUUCAAAAUUUCGACAACCAUUUUGAUGCGCUCGUCGUCAGCUAAAUUUUUUCUCAUUGGACCGAAAUUCAAAUGUUGCUCCUAAGGAGUGAAAAUAUACGCAUUUUGCUAAAAUUUGCGUUCAAAAAUUGAUAUUUCCGAGAAAAAACGUAUUUUUCACUCCUUAGAGCAAAAUUUGAAUUUCGGUCCAAUGAGAAAAAAUUUAGCUGACGACGAGCACGUCAAAAUGGUUGUCGAAAUUUUGAAAAAGCUCAAAGAUUGCCCGAGUUAUGAUCGUUUUAGUUUUUGUGUCUCGAAAAUGUAUAAUAACCUGGCAUGUGUCUUUAAAAGUCUGUUUUGGAGCGUAUACCUCACCAAAAUGUUCCCCGUGCCCAAAUAUCCCAUUUUUCGAAAAAAAAAAUUUUGCUUGGUGUGUGCCUUUAAGAGUGAUUUUACGUGAAAAUAAGUCCAUCACGUGAAUCCCCAUAGUCGAAAACCUCGAAAUUCAUCAAUACCUAAUACCCCAAAACCAGUUGACAUUUGAGCGAAAACCGGUUUUCAAAUGAGUGAGCGAACCAAAAACCAAAACCAAACCGAAACCAUUUCAAAUGAGCGAACCAAAACCAAAUGAGUGAGCGAACCAAUCAAACUGGUUUCGCUCAAACCAUUUGAAAAACCACUCAUGUCCAACUAUAAUCAGCAGCCUUGCUGAAUUCGCUUCUCAACAAAAAGACGCUUUCCAGAUGUCAAGUUGUUCUUCGAUUGUGUAGCCCUAGAAAUAAGAACCAAUUUUGAUUAAAAUUCUUCAGGAGAAAAACUGACUUUUCCUCGGAAGUGAGCUCUGUGGUGGCAGCGGUGGAAGUUUCAGCAGUAGUUGGAGUUGUUUCUUCGGUAGUGGUGGUCUUGAUAUUUUCAACUGGAACAGUGGUUUCUCCGGUCAUUGUGUUGGUAGUGUCAGCAAGAGCAGCAUCCAUUCUUUCUUGAUUAGUAGUUUCUAAAAACAGCACAAAUAUCAAUAUUGCGAAAUAAGGUAGAUGAGAAUCGGAAGAUAGAUGAGAAUCAGACGGCCGUCUACCGGCUGUUGAGACACUUCUGAUUGUAACAUAGGAACUCAUGCAAAUGUUGCUGGAAAUGUGUCAAACUGAGAAACAGCCCCGUUCUGAUAAAAAUCUGACACUCUAACAAGUAACAAAUUAACAAAUUUGUAAGAAAACCAAAUUUUUUAGUUUUUGGCCUAAAUUCAAGUUUAAUAUGUGAAUUUCAAAGUUCUGGUAAAACUUGCUGCUAGAUCCUAGUCGGGGAACAAGCUUUAUAUCUUUUUAGCAGUCGUGAACAAUCAAUUUCUCUAUAAGUAGGGCAACACACAAAAAAACGAAAAAAAAAAGAAAAAAAUUUUGGCGUGCAUUUCGUCCGAGAGAAGUACACACACACAUUUCGCUGCAGGACCACAUUGCAUAAAUAUUUGCGCCUUUAAUCUAUUGUUUUCGCGCCCCAAUUAGUUGUUUUUGGUGAUAAAUAGUUCGCACCAUUCGAUUCAGAAUUUCACGCUGAGUAAAAUGAUAUAAAAAUCAUCUCUGUCUGUGGAAGUUUUUGAGUUCACGUUUUUGGGAAAAAAUGCAUGAUUUUUGGGUCACUGGUGUUAUUUUUUCGAAGCUGAUGGCUAUCACAACAAUAUUCUUCCAAAAAAUAAUAGAAAUUAUUGCCUCUGAACCCAAUACUUCUGAAUUCUCUGAGCCCUAGUUCUUGAUAAAUCAAGGAUCAAUCAAUACAACUGAUAGAUUCGAGAUAGGUCUCUGCUUGAUAUCAAAUAGCUCCAAGAUAAGUCAAAACUGAUUUUAGUUGAAGAUUUGGGACUGACAUUUGCGCCAAUGGUGCAAUUGGUGUGAGUGGCGCCAACAUUCAACAAACGAAGUAUUUUACUCCUACUUAUUGAUUCACCAGUAGAAAAACAACGAAAUUCAUCAACCUAACUUCACCAAAAGCCGCAAAACGACAUGUCUGCCCAAAAACAUUAAGAUUUUCGCAAUUUUUCACAAUUAAAAUUUUCACUGAAUUUUGGCCAAAAUUCGACCAAUUUUUUGACCAAUUUCUGACCAUAUUUUGGCCAAUAAAUAUUUUUGAUCAAUUUUUGGCCAAAAUUCGACCAAUUUUCGUUUUUUGGCCAAAAAUUGGUCAAUUUUUGGUCAACCUCCCAGGACCAGUGGAUAAGUGAAUAGAAAAAAAUAUGAGAUAGCCACGUAGAAAAGUUCACUGUUCAUAGAAACAGAAAAAAUCUCUCAAUUUUCCAGUGCUUACCAUGGCCACGUCACAACAACAAUGGAAAUGUCCCCCUACAAAUUCGACCACGGUUCUUCACUAUCUCAACCAGAAUGGGUUCACGUCGCACCUUGUCCAGAUGUUUAUCGCGGUAAACAUCGAUUAGAAGACAGCGAACUUCGAAACGCCGAAAAACUCUACGAAGCCGGCAAGCAAUAUUCCAACGAUGUGCAAGAAAUUCUGAAAAACGUCGAGGAGAAAAACCGGGGAGUUGCCGCAUAUUUCGCGGAAGCUCUGCAGAGUUGCGGCGGACAGGUCAUCCCACCGAAGGAUUAUUUCAAAGAUGUUGCCAGUCAUGUUCGAUCGCACGGUGGUUUGAUUGUCAUCGAUGAAGUGCAGACUGGUUUUGGACGAAUUGGCUCGAAGUAUUGGGCUCAUCAAUUAUAUGACGAUGGAUUUAUUCCGGAUAUUGUGACGAUGGGAAAACCUAUGGGAAAUGGGUUCCCGGUUUCAGCAGUUGCUACGAGAAAGGAAAUCGCAGAUGCUUUGGGAGGAUCUGUCGGAUAUUUUAAUACAGUGAGUUAAAGUUAAGGACCUAUAUGGGACUCCGAAUUCGGUGGGAGGGGGGUUAACUUAAGGUGUAUUUUUGCAGGUAGGGCCCUUAACUUUUAAACAUUUUGGAGAAUUUUAUGCCUUUAGAGGCCAAAAACCCACAAAAAAUUGGUUAGGGGGGUUAACUUUUUGAAAAUAUUUCCUGAAAGGGGGGUUAACUCAAGGGUCCCCGGAGCGACUAGUUCAUGUAUGGUUGAGGUGGUUAGCUUUUGGACGAGUAUAAGUUUUUAAAAUCAAUAUAAAAAAUUAUAAUCUAGUUUUACAAAACUACAAAAUCGAACUUUUAAAAACUCCUUCAAAAUUAAUUUUGCAGUAUGGUGGUAACCCAGUUGCUUGUGCGGCCGUAAUCUCCGUCAUGAAAGUAGUCAGAGAGGAAAACCUCUUGGCACACAGCCAAAAAAUGGGCGAAGAACUCGAAGUCGCCUUGAACGAAUUGAAACAAAAGCAUGAAAGUAUCGGAGACAUCCGUGGUGUCGGUUUAUUCUGGGGAAUCGACCUAGUGAAAUCCCGUGAUUCUCGUGAACCCGAUCAACGCCUUGCUCUCGAUGUUAUCCUUGAACUUCGACAGAAAUAUGGAAUUUUAUUGAAUGCCGAUGGACCUUAUACGAAUAUCCUGAAAAUCAAACCUCCACUUUGUUUCGAUAAAUCCAAUGUGCUAGAGGUAGGAACUUUUUAACUAGACUAGACAAAAAACAAAAUACCGCAGGCUAUUUGGUUUUUGGAACCUUUUUGUUUUGUUUUUUCUCUAGGUGGUCUUUGAGAUUCUUCGAAAAAAAUUGUGUUUUGUUUUCAGACAGUCUCGGCUCUGGAUCAAGUGCUAACGCAUUUCAAUCGAUAA
Caenorhabditis angaria is the source of this 5567-nucleotide messenger RNA. NCBI's taxonomy places the organism in Eukaryota, Metazoa, Nematoda, Chromadorea, Rhabditida, Rhabditidae. The record is from the annotation of a GenBank genome assembly.